Molecule: messenger RNA, 555 nt
Organism: Schistosoma turkestanicum
Lineage: Eukaryota; Metazoa; Platyhelminthes; Trematoda; Strigeidida; Schistosomatidae
Source: the annotation of a GenBank genome assembly
AUGUUUUACAUUUGUCGAGCAGCUAAGCUAAGAGUUAAAAAAGGCGGUGAUAAACAAAACUCGUUUGUGGAAGAAGAAACAGAUUGGAGUGACUGGAAAACAAUAAAAGAAUACAACAUAUCUGGAACCGGUGGAAAAGAAGAAAGAACAAUGCAGUUCACAGUACCUCAAGAAAAGGGUUGGGAAGUUUUUACAGAAAUUGAUAGUGAAGAAAUCAUAAUCCCACGUACUAUAAAAGUUACUAAAGCUCCACAUACAGAGAAAGAUGAUGAUGAUGAAGAAGAGAAAGAUGAGGAUGAGCAGAAACCGAUUCAGAAAAAAAUUACUGAAAAGCCACCAAGAGAAGAAGAUGAAGGUCCAGGUAAAAGAAUCGGUGAAGAGGUUUCAAUAAAGCUACCGAAAGAAACUCGAAAAUCAAGUAAUUCCAAUUAUUUCACAUCACAUUUUAUUCAUUAUUUCUUAUCAUUAAAAUGUGUUUAUAACUCAAAAAAUAAUAAUAACCGUAUUGAAUUAGAUUAUAAAACAUGUCAUAGUAUUGUGGAACAAUAUAUUUAA